UACAGUGACCGUGCAGAGGAAAAGUGUUUCCCAUUUAGUUGACCGCUAGGUUCACACGCAACCAGUUGGCCGGGCUUGUGGCAGGGGUUGCUGGAAGGACCUGUUGAACUUCCUUUGCCAUAAGCUGUUGCGAUAAUUCUGUUGGGACAUAAACAUCGUCUUAGGAGCUAAGAUGGCUCGUGUUGUGGUAUGGUUCACGGUUCUCUCCUUAAUGCUGAUGGCCGCUCACGGGCAGCAGCAGGGCAUACUGAACAAGUUGAGAGAGUCUCGUCAAGAUGGUGCGCCUCAGGCUUGGAAAAAGCUGAGGAUUUCAUCGCCUCAAGGAGUUGCACCCCGGACGCCCCUGAAAGCUUUCCAAUUAGUCACAAAUGACGUCAUCACAGGCCGAAGAUGGAAGGGCCUACCCAGAGAAUUCACACAAGCCAAGAAUUCGAUGCAGGACAAGGAUACCUACCAAAUGGUCUACGUUGAGCAAGAGCGUCCUCAAUCCUUCCGUCAGGAUCCAAAGAACAGUUUUCUGGUUUCAAAUGAGAUCGGACAUGAUUUCAAGCAAGCAUCCCAAGUCCGAAUCACUGGACCUGACUCCGGAGCAAAUCUGCCCGAUAACGCGCUGGAGCAAACUCGAGUUGGCGGAUCUGAACCGGAGCUCAGUAACGAAGUGGUAAAUCACAUUCGACAUGAGGAUCCCGGGACUGGCCAUACUGAUGCAGUGGUUUCUGACCACACUCAGGAUGAAAAAUCUGGCCCUGAUCUUGGUAAUGGCCCCCUCAAGGAUGAUGGAUCCGGGUCGGGCCUCGGUGAUACUCCAGUUUCUGACCUCUAUAGGGAUGAUGGAUCCGGGUCUGGCCUUGGUAAUGCACUAGUCUCUGACCUCUAUAAGGAUCAAGGAUCCGGAUCUGGCCUCGGUAAUGUACUAGUUUCUGACCUCUAUAAGGAUGAGGGAUCUGGGUCAGGCAUUGGUAAUGCGCUAGUCUCUGACCUCUAUAAGGAUCAAGGAUCCGGGUCUGGCCUCAGUAAUGCACUAGUAUCUGACCGCUAUGAGGAUAAGGGAUCUGGGUCGGGCCUUGGUAAUUCACUGGUUUCUGAUCCCUAUAAGGGUCAGGGAUCCGGAUCUGGCCUCGGUAAUGCACUAGUUUCUGACCUCUAUAAGGAUGAGGGAUCUGGGUCGGGCCUUGGUAAUUCACUGGUUUCUGAUCCCUAUAAGGGUCAGGGAUCCGGAUCUGGCCUAGGUAAUACACUAAUUUCUGACCUCUAUAAGGAUGAGGGAUCUGGGUCGGGCCUUGGUAAUUCACUGGUUUCUGACCCCUAUAAGGGUCAGGGAUCCGGAUCUGGCCUUGGUAAGGCACUAGUUUCUGACCUCUAUAAGGAUCAGGGAUCCGGGUCUGGCCUCGGUAAUGCACUAGUUUCUGACCUCUAUAAGGAUGAGGGAUCUGGGUCGGGCGUUGGUAAUUCACUGGUUUCUGACCCCUAUAAGGGUCAGGGAUCCGGAUCUGGCCUCGGUAAUGCACUAGUUUCUGACCUCUAUAAGGAUGAGGGAUCUGGGUCGGGCCUUGGUAAUUCACUGGUUUCUGACCCCUAUAAGGGUCAGGGAUCCGGAUCUGGCCUCGGUAAUGCACUGGUUUCUGACCACUAUAAGGAUGAGGGAUCUGGGUCGGGCCUCGGUAAUUCACUGGUUUCUGACCCCUAUAAGGAUCAGGGAUCCGGAUCUUUCCUCGGUAAGGUACUAGUUUCUGACCACUAUAAGGAUGAGGGAUCUGGGUCGGGCCUUGGUAAUUCACUGGUUUCUGACCCCUAUAAGGGUCAGGGAUCCGGAUCUGGCCUAGGUAAUGCACUAAUUUCUGACCUCUAUAAGGAUGAGGGAUCUGGGUCGGGCCUUGGUAAUUCACUGGUUUCUGACCCCUAUAAGGGUCAGGGAUCCGGAUCUGGCCUUGGUAAGGCACUAGUUUCUGACCUCUAUAAGGAUCAGGGAUCCGGGUCUGGCCUCGGUAAUGCACUAGUUUCUGCCCUCUAUAAGGAUGAGGGAUCUGGGUCGGGCGUUGGUAAUUCACUGGUUUCUGACCCCUAUAAGGGUCAGGGAUCCGGAUCUGGCCUCGGUAAUGCACUAGUUUCUGACCUCUAUAAGGAUGAGGGAUCUGGGUCGGGCCUUGGUAAUUCACUGGUUUCUGACCCCUAUAAGGGUCAGGGAUCCGGAUCUGGCCUCGGUAAUGCACUGGUUUCUGACCACUAUAAGGAUGAGGGAUCUGGGUCGGGCCUCGGUAAUUCACUGGUUUCUGACCCCCAUAAGGAUCAGGGAUCCGGAUCUUUCCUCGGUAAGGUACUAGUUUCUGACCACUAUAAGGAUGAGGGAUCUGGGUCGGGCCUUGGUAAUUCACUGGUUUCUGACCCCUAUAAGAAUCAGGGAUCCGGAUCUGGCCUUGGUAAGGCACUAGUUUCUGACCUCUAUAAGGAUCAGGGAUCCGGGUCUGGCCUCGUUAAUGCACUAGUUUCUGACCUCUAUAAGGAUGAGGGAUCUGGGUCGGGCCUUGGUAAUUCACUAGUUCCUGACCUCUAUAAGGAUCAGGGAUCCGGUUCUGGCCUCGGUAAUGCACUAGUUUCUGACCCCUAUAAGGAUCAAGGAUCCGGGUCUGGCCUCGGUAAUGCACUAGUUCCUGACCUCUUUGAGGAUGAGGAAUCUGGGUCGGGCCUUGGUAAUUCACUGGUUUCUGAUCCCUAUAAGGAUCAGGGAUCCGGAUCUGGCCUUGGUAAUGCUCUGGGUCCUGACCACUAUAACUCUGAUGGAUCUGGCUUUGGCCUGAGUAAUACUGUGGUGUCUGACCACGAUCAGGUUGAUGGAUCUGGAUCAGGCUUCGGCAAUUAAGAGAUCUCCGAGUAUAGUCGAGUUGAUGGAAAUGAACAAGAAAACAAAAGAUGUGUUUUCCUAUUUUAUGAAAGUUUCCUGUUUGGUGGAGGUUACUUAAUAUUUUUCACUUUCUUUCAGUCUUCUAAAGAAAUCUAUCCAAUGAAGUACUUGUAUCUAAAAGAUGAAAGGUAGAAUAGUAAGUCACUGAGUAUAAAUUACUGCAGCUGUAUUAUUUGUGUUUUCCUAAUAAUGCCAUAAUUAAUAAAAAAGAACGUUCUCCAAUAGUUUUACUUUGUAACUUCUCUACAGGCAUGCGCCUACUUCGCCGUUUAAUGGUUAAUUGUCCGAUUUUGGCGGCAGAUUUUAUGCACUCUAUAUACUGUAUGUUAAUAAUAUCGAAGGAACACUUUUUGCGGGUCAUGGAACACCCACCUCUAUCUUUUAUAAUAGUUUAUAUUUUCGAUUAAUACAUUUUUUUUAUAUGACUUUAUUUAUAGUUUAUUGAGAAAUUAGUUCUUCAGAUAAGAUUUUUCUUUAACGAUGGGAGAAGCAGCUUUUUUAAGUUUCGAAUGUUCGACUUGACAUGAAAUUAGAUGACUUUUAUUGGUACGCAGUUUGCUACCAAAACCAUUCUUUUUGGUUGGCAAUUUUAAUAGCCAUACUUUCGGGAAACGUUGAAUUUAUAUUAUUUUUUUGAGGGUCAACGCUUGUUGUUUUUGGUUGCUCACACGAUUUCCAAUAACAGUGUCACGUGCGACUGCCUGUCUUUGGAGAACCAGUGUGAAGAUCAAUUGCAAUUAAACUUGUCAUUUCCUUAUUUCGGAUGUAAAAUCUAGUAUAUCAUAAUAAUAAUAAUAACAGGUUCUUAUAUAGCGCUUUUAACUAAGAUCAAAGCGCUUUACAUUAUUAUUACCCCCUAAUCAUUGUCCGAUUUUGGCGGCAGAUUUUAUGCACUCUAUAUACUGUAUGUUAAUAAUAUCGAAGGAACACUUUUUGCGGGUCAUGGAACACCCACCUCUAUCUUUUAUAAUAGUUUAUAUUUUCGAUUAAUACAUUUUUUUUAUAUGACUUCAUUUAUAGUUUAUUGAGAAAUUUGUUCUUCAGAUAAGAUUUUUCUUUAACGAUUUUAAAUUUUAAUUGCCAUACUUUCGGGAAACGUUGAAUUUAUAUAUUUGUUGAGGGUCAAAGCUUGUUGUUUUUAGUUGCUCACACAAUUUCCAAUAACAGUGUCACGUGCGAUUGCCUGUCUUUGGAGAACCAGUGUGAAGAUCAAUUGCAAUUAAACUUGUCAUUGCCUUAUUUCGGAUGAAAAAUCUAGUAUAUCAUAGCAACGUCAGCGCUUUUUACCUGGAUGGGAUUUUUUUUUUAACACUUUUGUUCAUUUCUUGACAGCCCCUGCGUACAUUUUAGAUUGUAUCCUUAAACUUCGUGUCUAAAGAUCUAACCAUUCAAUUAAAUUAAACAUAUUCGUCACAAAUGACAAAACUGGAACAAAUCACUACAAAUUUGCAACAAAAAACAGGUACCUUCCCACAGAAAAUCGUAUAAUCAGCGCUACUGAUAGAUUACCAGUCCUUUCAAGUAACAUCAUUUCUGAAACGGAGGAAAACUGGUCACAGAAUGUUGAAAGACCGAUGAAAAUCCCAAAGGCGAAAAAAAGUCCGGGAAGAAUUUCAUACCUGGGUGUCAUUAAUUUUUCCCUGCAGUGACCUAUUAGCCAUCAGAAAGCGAUUACAUGUCAUAAAAAAACCACAAAAUUUAGCAGGAAAAAUAUUGAAGUAUUUUCUGAGAAAGAAUUUUUUUCGGUCCAGUGCAGUCUCAUAAAAUUUGUGCAAAUGAUGUCCAGGUAUGGAACUUUUUCCAAAAAGCCUACAGUAAGAUGUCAUUAAAUAGCUUAAAACUUAAAACGGUCUUUAACACUGUUGUGACAUAAGUUUGGUGUUACUCAGACCGGUUUGACGCAGACUUCAGAAAUUCUAAACAGUGUGCAAUUCCAAUGGUCAUUCCAAUAUGUCUGGUUUUUCAGAGAGAGAGAAAAAAAAAGAAUUUUCACUUCGGAGGAUUUUUGAGUCGUAUAAAGAUAAUUUAGUGUCGUGAAAUAUCCUUGUAUAUCAUACUGAUUUGUUCUCACUUCUAUAAGCAGUUAAUUUUAUGUUCUUUAUAGAGGGCUUGCUUUAUGUCUUGAAGUAUUUAAAAAUAGAAACUUUAUUAAUUAACAUUCUUUGUUUUUGUUUUUUUGCUUGAAUUAUAAAAAAAAGUUAUAUAGCAGAAGGUGAAGUCCCGUGUGUUUUGUGAUAUGCU
This is a messenger RNA of Patiria miniata (bat star), 5140 nucleotides long. Its product is annotated as putative per-hexamer repeat protein 5. Bases 173 to 2857 code for a protein of 894 amino acids. Lineage: Eukaryota; Metazoa; Echinodermata; Asteroidea; Valvatida; Asterinidae. The record is from RefSeq and is a predicted model, not a curated record. The transcript is spliced from 2 exons.